Messenger RNA from Dendronephthya gigantea, 3875 nucleotides. RefSeq lists its product as uncharacterized. Gene Ontology annotation, biological process: regulation of transcription by RNA polymerase II. The transcript is spliced from 7 exons. Lineage: Eukaryota; Metazoa; Cnidaria; Anthozoa; Malacalcyonacea; Nephtheidae. Bases 349 to 3489 code for a protein of 1046 amino acids. Gene Ontology annotation, molecular function: DNA-binding transcription factor activity; RNA polymerase II cis-regulatory region sequence-specific DNA binding. The record is from RefSeq and is a predicted model, not a curated record.
UUGUAUUCGUGGGCUAAACAACCUGGUUAAAAUCUAUCGAUAUUUUUCUUCUUACCACCAUUACUAGGAAACGGUGGACAAGCUAAGGAAUAGACGAAGCCGGAAAUUCCAUUCAUUCUAAUGAUCAAUGAUUGUAACAUAUUUGUAACAUGUGAUUGGAAUUCUUUGUUUACAAAUGUUCCAAAGCGAGCAUUUUCCCGCUCGAAUACAGCGGUUCUACGUAAUGCGCAUGCGUAAUGAGUAAAAUUUGACGCAGCUCGUAAACACGGGGUUUACUCUGGCCACAGGGAAAUGUGUUCAUGAAACAAAGUCAAUUUCAACGCUUCGGAAAACUCGAUUUUUAAACCAAUGGAAACCGAUGCUGUUACAACGAGAGGAAGACGCAAACGUGUCCAUUCUACGAAGUGCCCUUGCUGUUCGCAUCCACCGAUAAAACCGGAAUUAAAGACGAGACCAACUCGAAAACGAAAGGGCGAUGAGAUCAAAGCAGAGGGUUCACCAUUAUUGAAGACUAAAAGGUCCUGCAAAAAUUCUAAGAGCAAGAAAUCAGCUAUUUUGAAAUCAACUGAUUUGGAAGUUUCCAGUCUUACAGCCAAAGUUGACAAACCAACUACAGAAGGGCGUGUACUCCGUUCUGGAAGAAACACACCAGUUUGCAUUGAAACUAUAGUUGAAAAAGAGAAGCCUUCUCCCAAUAAGAAAUCAAAAUUGAGAAAAACAAUCAAACAGGAACGUGCUGGCGCUGAAUCUGUAAAUCAGAAGUCUACUGCAGACAAUGAUCUUGCAAAAUCAGAUUUGACUGGGGUUAAACAGGAAGACAUCGCUGAUAAUUCGAUGGGGAACGAUGUCACCUCACCUAAGGCUAAGAAUAGCGCGAAGGCAAAAGGCAAAACUAAGAAACAACAAAAUAAAUCAAGCAGUCCAAAAGCUGAAACUGCAAAGGGAAAUAGUGAACAAAAAGGAGCGAAAUUCACAAAGGUUGCAAAGGAGAAAACGCUUCGCGUAAAUUCUUCCGAAGCGGUAAAAAACAGACGUCCCCAGAUUGCAAAGUCGAAGGGAGCAAUUGCCAAACGAGCCAAGAAAACCUCGGCUAUUGAAAAGCUAAAAGUAAGAGCAUUUGAUCAAUUGAAAGAGAAACUGGAAAUUGCUUUCGAUCGAAGUUCUAUUAGCGUCCCAGAAUGCGUUCAGCUCCUACAGAAAAUAACUUCGCCGAAUUUGAGCGAGAUUUUCGAAAGCCAAGUUACUUCGGUCGAGGAUAGUAGUUCUGAAUCGCUCCUUGCUGGAUUAGCCGGAAAAAGCCUGCCAGAAAUUAUGUCCGAAGGCCUGCGAAGAGGUGGAAAUAGCGAUGAUAGGAUUGCUGCUGCUAAAACAAGCAAGAAUGAAACGAUAGCCACAGAGAACUUGUCAAAAGCAGCCCACGCACUUGUGAGCUUCAAAAGUCAAACAGGAACAAGAAAAAAUUUAGGCAACGAGGCCUCGUCAUCUGACAAUACACAAACAACCCAGGUUUUAUUGAAUGAUUUUGGCCUUCAGAAUACAGGAUUCACGGCGAUGAAUCAAAAAGUGCAGAAUAACAGCACUGAGAGCCAAGUUGAUGUCGCGAAAACAACAACGACAAAGCAAUUAACAAUUCCCAAUACAAUCUCGAUCAGCCAGACGAAUCAUCAAGUCGGAGAGAUGCUAAAGAAUGUCACAGCAAACCCUCUCUCCACAUCAAACCAAGCAAUGCAACAGAGUAAUUUCCCGCAAACGGUCAGUCAAGGAACGAUUGCAGGCAUGGAUUCACUUGUAAAGACCACAGAAUCGUUAAAUAAUUUCGGUCAAGUGCUUCAAACGUUGAAUCCUCUGAUUCCUACAUCGAGCCAACUAUCUCAAAUAGCCAAUCUCCUAGUUCCAACAACGAAUCAACUGUUCCAAACGAAUACCUUUCUUCCCGCAACAAAUCCUGUGCUUCCACCAAAUCAAUUGCUUGCAAACGUAUCAGCAAUUGCAAGCCCCCAAUCCACAAUUUCCCCUGGGAAUCCCGCACUGCCCCCAGCGCAGAAUGUUUUAUUAGGUCAACCUCAAGUCGCAUUUCAAUUCGUUCAGGCCAAAGGGGCAACCCCCGCCCCCCUACCCACUACGACCGCGCAAGCCCAAACAACCCCAAGAUUUAUAUGCCCUAACCCCGGUGCUCUGCCACAAACAACCACACCCGACCAGCAACCAGGGCAUCCGCUUCCCCUCAACCAGCGUCUAUUUUUGCCGAAAAUUACCCCGCCGAUUGACCAGAAGACCCUAGGGUCAAAUCUGCCAACCCUGAGCAUCAAAAGUGCCUCGAUACCAACAACCAGCACCAAUGAAUUACCAACAUCUGGCAAGCUUCGACCAAUCUUACCUCGAGAGCCUUUCGUCUCCCCGACUUUAGCGAUGUUUAAUCCUAUUCAACAAAACUUUCCCAGCAUAACAAAAGCGAGUGAUAUAACUAGCAACGUCAAACAAGCUGUAAAAAGACUUGUCAACGGUCGAGCGAAGAGUACUGAGAAUCCACCAUCAAAACAAACGCUUCCGGAUAUCGCGAGUACAUUCAACAAACCUUUAUUCGCAGGGCAGGGGAAACCAGCACUUGCCCCAGCGCAGAACAGACAAGACUGUUCCGAAAUGGCAAAUAAAGAGCAGGCCAUUAAAGCUUUAUUGAGCAUCGGAGGUGAACAGCAGACCGCGCAACAAGGAGCAAAAGGCGCCGCCUUUAAUUGUAUUCCAGCCACCAAAGUUGUCGAGACAAAAAAGGCGGAUGAUUUGCUGGUGGUGUUUGACACGGACAAGGGGAUAUUUAAAGUAGAUGACGUUACCAUCGACCCUCAAGUCAACACUAUUGGAAAAGAAAGCUACACUUGUGGUAAAUGUGGAAAGAUCUUCACCUCUCUGAGUUAUCUCGCAAGACAUAUCAAGCGUGUUUGCCCUGACAUGACCCACCGCAAAUGGAAAUGCGACCACUGUGAGAAAGCGUUUCGCCAUCCGUUUGGUCUCCAACAACACGUGUUCACGCACACAGGUGAAAGACCUCACAAAUGUUCGCAAUGUCCCAAAGCGUUUUACAGCUCCAAUGAUUUACGGAGACACAGCAGGAUACAUUCAGGAGAACGUCCUUACAAGUGCAAGCAUUGUGGGAAGACUUUUGCUACAACGAUCUCGCUCAAGACCCAUACCUUUAUUCACACGGGCGAGAAACCACACCGCUGUCCACAUUGCCCGAAGACGUUUGCCACGUCGAGUAAACUUGGUCGGCAUAUUGUCACGCAUUCGGAACAGCGGCCUUUCGCUUGUACCCAGUGUCCGAAGACCUUCAACAGAUCCGGGGAUUUACGAAGACAUAUUCAAAAUCUUCACCAAGGCAAAUAUCCAGUCGAAAACGACGAAGUUAAGACGAGUGCAGAGAAAAAAUCUGAUGUUUCUGGAGAGUUUGUGUCGAUUAACGAACAUCAGACAGUUGGCGAAAUCAAAGCUUAAUUAGUCUUUAAUUAGUUAAUUCGUUUUAAAAUUGCAAUUAGAAUAACUUAUAGUCUCAAUUUAUCAUAAUUUUGUGUGCACGUGUGAGUUAUUGUGAUCAUUUGUAGUGUUCGUCUUUCUACGAAAAUUAAAUAUUUAGAUUAUCAGAAAAUGUAAUAUUUAGAUUUUAGCCAUGCAGUAAUCGCGCUUUGGAUGAAGACUUCCACUAAAAUUUCAAUUCCCAUAUUAGAAUAGCAUGUAUGUAUAAAUGUUCAAUAUCAAUAUGCAUGAAUUACAUUUAUUUUCUGAUAAUAGCUUCAAGCAUUUACUGUAAAAUAGUAAUGUAUGAAAUCUAGCGAGUAAUACUGUAUACAACAGAUUUCUUUUUAACAAUCACUUGAAUAAUU